Molecule: messenger RNA, 1044 nt
Organism: Astyanax mexicanus (Mexican tetra)
Lineage: Eukaryota; Metazoa; Chordata; Actinopteri; Characiformes; Acestrorhamphidae
Gene: nip7
Product: NIP7 nucleolar pre-rRNA processing protein
Exons: 5
Coding region: 136-678 (180 amino acids)
Biological process (GO): ribosomal large subunit biogenesis; ribosome assembly
Cellular component (GO): nucleolus; nucleus; preribosome, large subunit precursor
Molecular function (GO): RNA binding
Source: RefSeq, a predicted model, not a curated record
ACUCACUGCGCCUGCGCCACAGUUUUGCGACAGUGCUCACACGUGUUAUACACGGUGCUCGCUGCUCCUCUGAUUCCCUGUGUUUCUCUGUUUUGAUCUAUUUCUGCUGGAAGUUUGAUUAUUAAUCUGGUUAUAAUGCGGCCGCUGACGGACGAGGAGACUAAGACCAUGUUUGAGAAGCUCUCUAAGUACAUUGGUGAGAACAUCAAACUGCUUAUUGAUAGACCUGACGGAACAUACUGCUUCAGACUUCACCAUGACCGUGUUUAUUACAUCAGUGAAAAGAUGCUGAAGAUGGCCACCAACAUCUCUCGAGACAAGCUGGUAUCUGUUGGCACGUGUUUUGGAAAGUUCACGAAGACUCAGAAGUUUCGGCUACAUAUAACAGCUCUGGAUUUUCUCGCUCCGUAUGCCAAGUAUAAAGUGUGGGUGAAGCCUGGAGCAGAGCAGUCGUAUCUCUAUGGCAACCACAUCAUGAAGUCAGGCCUGGGACGGAUUACAGAAAAUACUGCACAGUACCAGGGAGUGGUUGUGUACUCCAUGGCAGAUGUACCUCUGGGCUUUGGAGUGGCGGCAAAAAACACACAGGAGUGCCGGAAAGUCGACCCCAUGUCUAUUGUGGUUUUCCACCAAGCUGAUGUUGGUGAAUACAUUAGAUGUGAGGACACGCUGACCUAAGAGAAUCACGGAUUUCAACAUGGACUGAUAAUUACUGUUUGUUAGUGGCUGGACUGAAGAGAGCCGUCUGUUAAAUGUACAAGAGACCAAAAUGUGCAAAAUGUGUUCCAUACAUUAAUGCCAUUUUGGACCGGUCUUUGGAAUCAUUGUCUCACCACCUGUCGAAGAAUAAGGUGAAAUAAUUACCUGUGUCUCAGACCUUGCAGACAAGUGUUUCCUGCCAUGAAUGACUUUUGCUGUGACAUACAGUGUAUUUGACCUUUUCUCACAUUGUUAAAAAAAAUCUGAAAUCUGUUUUUUGUAUUUUGUGGCAAGAAGAAUAUAUAAACAUAAAAAAAAAAUAUUUGUUGACUUUGUUUAAGAAAA